Messenger RNA from Thalassophryne amazonica, 4087 nucleotides. Its product is annotated as platelet endothelial cell adhesion molecule. The record is from RefSeq and is a predicted model, not a curated record. NCBI's taxonomy places the organism in Eukaryota, Metazoa, Chordata, Actinopteri, Batrachoidiformes, Batrachoididae. Gene Ontology annotation, molecular function: transmembrane signaling receptor activity. The transcript has 12 exons. Gene Ontology annotation, biological process: cell surface receptor signaling pathway. The coding region runs from base 384 to 2477 and encodes 697 amino acids.
UGUGCUUUUCUGGAGAAAGAUGUCUUCUGACUGCGUGUGCAGGCGUUGGCAGUAAAGGCCAGAGAUCAACAGCCUGAUUACUGCAUCACCAGCAUUAUUGUGAUUACCAUUUCCCUCUCACACACUCAUCCACGGAGAACAUUCCACAGCAGCAAAGCACCAGGCGGUAUGAACAUCCUGAGGAAACAACACUGGCUUCCUGUCAAAUGAAGCCAAGCUGACGGCUGCUCGGCGUGAUAACCGCUGCUGCUGCUGGCUGACCACUGACUGGCUGAGGUGUAGCACCACCUUCGAGUCCACUCCCACCCACCAGAUCUCACCCAAAUCCACAGUCAAGUACGGUCACAGUCCGUUACCUCCAGCGCGGGACCUCCUGAGUCGAGAUGGACCUCCUCCUACUGCUCACCUUCACACUGAUGACCACCUGCCUCCGUGUGGACAGAACAGUGGGUGCACAGACCUUAUUCAUACGAGACAUCAGCCUGUCCAUCGAGCCCAGUACUGAUGUAAGACGCAGCACCAACGUGACUAUGAGAUGUCAGGCGGGCGUCAGCACCUCAGGACAGCAGCCAUUCAGUCGCGAGUACACGAUAUACAAGGACAGCAUCGCGGUGUACACCAAGACCACCAGCAGUUCUGAGGAUUUUCUGUACCUUCUGCCUGAGGCCAGAGUCUCCAACACGGGUAAAUACAAGUGCCAGAUCAACAUCGAAGGGAAGCAGAUGUCCAGCGACGCAAAGAAACUCACAGUCACAGGGCUGUCAAAACCAGUGCUGUACCUUAACAAAAGUGGGGUCUCUGAAGGGGAGGAGGUAACCGCCAGGUGCUCUGCUCCUAGCGAGACAGGUUCCAUCAUCUUCUACUUCUACAUGGACUCCAAAGAGAUCCUGGAAGAGCGUGUCAAGUCCAAUCAGGCAGUGGUCAAGCUUCGCUUCACCAUGACGGGUUCCCACAAAAUACACUGUGACUAUACCGUCCUCAUAACGCCAGACUCUUUCAAGUCCGACAGCAGCAACAGCAUCAUGGUUUCUGUGAAAGAGAUUUCAAUCACACUGGUUUUGGAGGUUUUCCCUCAGUACAAGGUCUACGAAGGAGACCGAGUCGACAUCUCUUGCACCAUCCAAAGCGUACUGCACAGCUUGCAGAACUUCAACCUCUACCUGAGCCAGGGGGCGGAGCUUCUCAGCAGUGGAAACACCAAAGUCAACCACAGCAUGACUGCACUGACAAAGCAUUCUGGAGAGUUUGAAUGCAGAUUAGUCAUGGGAAAUGUCGUGAAAGUCACCACAAUGAACAUUUCAGUGACUGAGCUGUUUUCAGUACCCACACUCAUCGUGUCUCCUCCUGAAGUCUUUCAAUGGGAUCCAAUGACGAUCACAUGUAAAAGCGAAAGCUAUGCCUCCGAACGAAUCACCAGGGAUGAAGUAAUUUAUGCUCUCGAGCCGCGAGAAAGCCCAAUGACACCGACCAGGAUCCCUGGAGUAUAUUCUGGCAAGACCCUGCUGUAUGACUUCAACUAUACCUGCAUAGCUCAAGCCAAAGGGAUUGUGAAGCGCAGUAAAACCCACACUGUUCAUCCCAAAGUUUCUGUCUCCCAUCCAAAGAUAUCAGUAGUUGGCAGAGUGAUCCUGGGCCAGCCCUUCCAGAUCCUCUGUCAGGCGGAGAGGGGGAGCCUGCCUAUAAACUACACCCUGUUGAAGGAUUACAACAUGCUAAAUACAACCACUGUCAAGCUGCCACAUCAGCGAGCUAUCUUCACAGUCACCAUUCAGAAGGCUGAAGAAAUAUCCAAGUACAUGUGCGAGGCAAACAACAAACACCACAAGGAAGGCCUACUUGGUAAAAGACUCAAUGCUACUGUCAUAGUUCCUCUUUCCCACGCAACUCUGACCGUUACCCCGGUUCCAGAGGAUGUCACUGAGGGUCAACAUCUCUUCCUGAUCUGCAGUGUUAAAGGCACGCCUCCUAUCACAUUUAAAUGGUACCGUGUUGGCCACGCCCAGCCGCUGUUCACCAGCACCUCCAGUGGCAUCACCCUGGACUACCAGGUCCCCGUGUUGACAAGAGAGCACAGCGGCACCUACUACUGCGAGGCCAUCAACCCCGCCAUGAAGGUCGUCCGCAGCCAGUCAGUUACAGUCAACAUCCGCUUGGCGAUGUGGAAGAAAGGGCUGAUUAUCGCCUCCUGUCUGCUGGUGGUGGCAGUGGUGGUGCUGUUGUGCUUGCUGCGCUUCAAAGCCAAGAGAGGUAAAAGAGAAGCAGCGGCUGAAUUGUCAGUAAAACCUUCAAGCCCUAAAUCAGAUGGCUCUUUAGUGAAUCUAACCUACGACACAGAGGUUUAUAACGAGGCCACAGACGCAGCGCCACAAUAUGAUGGCACAGAGGGGAGAGUGACCAACGGGACGCGAGAUAGUGUGGCCUCACUUCCUGCUGACAACAGCAUCAGGAGCAGCUACAGUAUCCCGGCUACAGUAUAGAGACGCCCCUCAAUGACCGGGCUGUGAUUUCUGCGAACAGUCAAAAACUGUUUCCAAGAAAUUUAGAAAAGCAAUUUUGAGCACCAAAAAAAGGGAAAUGGGAACAGAGACACUUUUUGAUGUUAUUCUCUCUGCAGAGGCACAUUCUUGUUAAACUGGAGGGGGUGUGUUUCAACCAAAUACUGUGUGAACUAGGACCCGCUGCUCCCUCUCCCCUCCUCCUGCAACCUUUUUUUUUUUGUAACUAGUAAGAUGCAUGGUAUCAUGGGCAGACCGUAAGUGUGUUGCAACGUAUGCGAUGCAACAGCAAAGCAGGAUUUGAGUAUAUAGAGUUUAAAGGGGUCGUAUUAUCCAAUGUCUCAGAAAACUUUACAACCAAGAGUGGUUCUCAAUCCUGAUCCUGAGGAACCCCUGUGCUACACAUUUUCACCUCCCCCUGCUUCACCCGUGGCAGCUUAGCUUAAUCAGGUGUUUUCCACUAAUCGACAUCUAAUAGAGGCCAGAUUUAGCUCAUUAGCUGUGUGAAGACAGAAAUUUAAAAUGUGCAGGGCACUCCAAAAAAUGUAAUCUUUGGGUGCAUAAUUCUUUAAAUGGAAAGGAAGUACAGCUUGCCAUGCCCACUAUUCAGGUCAUGUGUCCAUCUGUCCCGCAAACUGUGCACAGUGGACGUGCCUCACACAGCUAGCAGGAAUCCAGAUAAUGGGCUUAUGUCGUGACAUAUGUAACAAAGGUUUAGAAGGAGUUGAUUCAGGCAUAAAUUUGUUUAUAACCUGCUACUUUGUACAUACAAACGCACAGCAUUGUGGGACUUUGAAGAUGUUGAACAUUAAAUCCCAAUUUCAUAUAUUUGCUAGUGGUAGCUAUAAACUGUUUUUGCACAGUAUGACCUCUUUAACGUAAUAGAUUUUAUUCACUGUUAAUGUUAAUUAUUAAGUACUGAAGAUAAAGUUAAAAAAAAUCCCCAGUUUCAUACAUAAUUAUGUGACUAAAUGACAGUUGUGCAGAUGUACACUGAAUGUAGAUUUUCUGUCAAAUUUGGUUUAGUUGCUCUGUGUUGAUUGUUUUUCUUCCUCUGAAAAGUAGGACAACAAUUAGGUCACAGCUAUGUUUUCUGCGUUUGCAUGAUUGCAUGUCAUGUUUAUGGAGGCCAAGAGAGGCCACAACACUUCCAAAUUAAGACCGCACGAGCCAGUGUAUGUGCAGCAAGUGCACUGUGGAUCUUUGCAGUGUGUUUAUGCUUUUGCGCGUGUUGUGUGAAUUUGCAGCAGGCAGAUUAAACUGUUGCAUGUGCACCAGGUUAUAUUUGUUUGUGUUCUGCUGUUUGCAAACAUUCUCGCCAUUUGCAAGUCAUUUUUUGAUGCAUUUUUUAAAAAUGUGUAAACAUUUGCUCGUGAUGCGUUAGCUUGUUCGCAUUUGCUAACAGUCUUAAUUUGGAAGUGUAGCCACUCACGGCCACCGUACCCCUUUGUCUGAUGUGUGCGUUUAUAUAUGAGUUUGUUUGAUUUGUACAUACAUUUUAUUACUCAUCACAGGAAAUGUGUGUAUAUAUUUGUGGUUGAUCUUUUUCUGAUAAAAUAUAGAAUGUAGAAUAAAGACACUAGUUUUCUUUA